AUGGCCCCGCCUGCACCACCACCCCCACCCCCUAUGUGCUUCCCCUUCUCUUCGAAUCGCUCCCGUUUCAAACAAGCCAGCCCACUCCACUCAGGCGAGCGCUCACCCGCGCGGUCUCGUCAGUCUGGAAACCUCGUUCGCUCAGGCUCUGUCUCGACGACUCGAACCCUUACCUCUGAUCGUGAUCAAGAAAAACUACAAUUCGACUCAGAUUCAGAGCCAUACGAUGUCCCUGCACUUCCCAACAACCGAAGCCAGUCUAAGAUCUCACACCUCUCUCGCGAUGCUAGUAAGGGCAGCCUCGUCAGGACUGAUUCCAAGAGAUCUGCAAGAUGGGGCUAUGGUUGGGGCAUAGGCAAGGCCAAGGAAAGAGAAAGAGAGCUCCUGGACAGGAGUCCUUCUGUAAACUCAGAGAGGCCACCCCUUCCACAAUAUGACUCUCCUACUCGCUCGUCUUCAAGAUCAAGCCGUAGCAAACGGCCCCCUUUCUACUCCAACGAUUCUUCAAGCACAUUGGUGGGCUCUGCAUUCGAGCGCAAGAUCAACGACGUGGAAUCCAUCAAGGAGCGCAUCGAUACUGCCGAGCGACUCGAACAGAUAAGAAAGCUAAUGAUGAAGGAUAACCUUGAUUAUUACGUUGUUCCAAGUGAAGAUGCUCACCAGUCAGAGUACGUCUCAGCCGGCGACAAACGCAGAGAAUGGAUAUCCGGGUUUAGCGGUAGCGCUGGCCAAGCUAUCAUCUCAAAGACUGCUGCUUACUUGGUCACCGAUUCCCGUUACUGGCUGCAAGCACGGGCGGAGCUUGACCCAAACUGGUAUAUCAUCACCGCUGGUGCUGUUGAUGCCCCGAAAGAUUGGAUUGACUGGCUCGUGGAUCGGGCCAAAAAUACCAAAGUCGGAAUUGAUGCCCGCAUGAUCUCGCACGAAAAAGCGACUCGUUUGAAUACGCUACUCAAUGCCAAAGGAUCCAAACUGAUUUUCCCCCCUCAAAAUUUUAUUGAUCUCUGCUGGAAAAACAAACCUCCGCGCUCGAAGGAACCCGUUUUCAUCCAAUCGAUUGAAUUUACCGGCCGUGAAACAUCGUCCAAAAUUGCCGAAAUUCGACAAUGGAUCAGAUCGCAACCACCCGCCGUAAUUCCAUACUCCAAGUCUCCACCAUCACCAGCUCAAGCCCAUGUGGGCACCCUCAUAACUUCCUUGUCGAACCUUGCUUAUUUGCUCAAUCUACGCGGAUCUGAUAUCCCAUUCAAUCCCCUAUUCUACGCGUAUCUGUUCAUAUCCAUUGACAGAGCUAUUCUAUUCCUCGAUGCCGCUAAGGUCACAGAUGAUAUAGAGGAUUACCUUCGUGCCCACAAAAUUGAGAGACGGGACUAUAACGAUAUCUGGCCCUUCCUUCGUAGGAGGGAGUGGGGUGAGGGUAGACUCCUUAUCAACGCAGAGACGUCGUACGCAAUUUCGCUUAUGUUAACUCACUUCCGAUAUACUGUUGUUCCCUCACUCGUCGAUAAUAUGAAGGCCGUCAAGAACGAGGUGGAAUUAGAGGGUUUGCGGCGUGCCUACCUACGUGACGGCGCUGCCUACGUUAGGUGGUUGGCCUGGUUAGAGCACAAGAUUCGCCAGGGCUAUGAUAUCACGGAAUAUGAAGCCGCGUGGCGACUCACCGAGUACAGGAGACAGAACAAACAUUACUGGGGUCUCGCGUAUGAAAACAUCUCUGCCAGUGGACCCAAUGCGGAUGAAAUAAACGAGUUGGAGUCCAAUUGCACGGUAGCUCUGCCGCACUAUUCGCCAUCCAAAUCAACUGCCAAAAUGAUUGACCGAGAAACGCCGUACCUCAACGAUUCAGGCGCCCAGUACCGAGAUGGUACCUGUGACACUACGCGCACUGUCCAUUUUGGAAGGCCAACUCAAGAUCAAUCUGAAGCAUAUACACGUGUAUUACAGGGUCAUAUCGCUGUUGAUAGCGUCAUUUUCCCCGAGGGCACGACAGCAUGGGACGGGUCACGGUUUUGGCUCUUUUCUGAAUGUCCACGAGGGGCCUCACGGCUUCUCGAGCAAUGUGCCGCUGGUUCCAUGGCCAUGUCAUUACGAAUGAGCCUGGCUUCUCCAUCAGAUCUGGAAGGCAAGUGGGGGAUGCGAAUUGAAUCUGCGCUAUGCGUGAGGCGCGUGAGGACGAAGGGCGAGUUUAGCGGCGAUAUCUGGCUCGGUUUCGAGCGGUUGACUUGUGUGCCUAUCCAAACACGUAUGGUGAAAGAAAACAUGCUUACCAAAGAAGAGAAGCAGUGGCUCAAAGAUCAUAAUAAGAAGUGCCUGGAAAGGCUUGAGCCAUUCCUCAAGGAGGACAAGCGGGCACUCAAAUGGCUGAAACGAGAAGCCGAAAGAGGCAUCGGCAUCGCUGCCCCGGGUCCAGGAGGGAUCACGAUCGACUGGGACUAG
Messenger RNA from Pisolithus orientalis, 2436 nucleotides. RefSeq names its product Creatinase aminopeptidase. The coding region runs from base 1 to 2436 and encodes 811 amino acids. The record is from RefSeq and is a predicted model, not a curated record. The transcript has 14 exons. NCBI's taxonomy places the organism in Eukaryota, Fungi, Basidiomycota, Agaricomycetes, Boletales, Pisolithaceae.